UAUUUAGUUUGUAACCGUUCUCUGUCGCUGGAGCAGUGUUCUACGAAGUACGCUCGACUCCGCGCGGUUUAUCAAUAGUGUUUUGAUAACAAAAGUCCAAUAGAUGAGUGAUAAGGUGGUUAAACUUUCUCAAGCUAAUCGGUGCUCGGCGCCACCCGGCUGUGGCAUGGGAGGGCGAAGAAUGAUUAAGGCGGCAAUCGUGCUGAUAGCACUUGGGUAUUGCAGUCUCUUAGUAUAUCAGGGAGGAGUGAGUUUCAACUUCCAAGAAAGACCAGUGCAAGUUGCGGACAUAUCUAUUGAGCCUGUAACUAAAACAAGUAUUCUUGACAGUGGACAAAGUAAAAACAUUACAUUAGAUGACAUUUUUAUUAGUGUUAAAACAACAAAAAAUUACGAGGAUACUAGACUGCCGAUUAUCUUAAAGACAUGGUUCCAAUUGGCAAAAGAACAAACUUGGUUCUUCACGGACACAAACAAUCCCUUACACCAAAAUCAAACAAAUGGACACAUGGUGGACACAAAGUGCCCAGCGUCCCAUCAGAGCAGCCACCUCUGCUGCAAGAUGUCGGUCGAAUACGACUACUUUUUGGAAAGUGGGAAAAAAUGGUUCUGUCACUUCGACGACGACAACUACGUGAACGUGCCACGUCUAGUCUCGAUCCUACAACAGUACAACCACCAGAACGACUGGUACCUCGGCCGGACCUCAGUCAGCAAACCAGUCAAGAUUUUCAAAAAACCUACUAAUAAGUUAUGGUUCUCAUUUUGGUUCGCAACCGGAGGCGCCGGGUUUUGCAUUAGCAGAAGUUUGGCACUGAAAAUGCUACCUAUUGCAAGUGGCGGCAGAUUCGUGUCCGUUUGCGAGGGCACUCGGUUACCGGAUGAUAUGUCAAUAGGCUUUAUAAUUGAAUACUUGAUGAAGAAGACAUUGACCCGCGUCCCUGAGUUCCACUCCCACUACGAACAGAUGAAGCUCCUCCCUUCAGAGACCUUCAAGGAACAGAUCUCAUUCAGCUACUUCAAUACCAAGGGCGAGUGGAAUGUGGUCAACGUCCCUGGCUUCGAUACCCGAUACGAUCCUACAAGGUUCCUCUCGCUGCAUUGUUUCCUGUUCCCCCAAUUUAAGUUCUGUCCGAGAUAGCGAAACCCAGGUAUAAUUUGUAGGAAAGUUACGGAAACUAAACGCAUUUCACGAAAACAGAUCGAGUUCCUAAUCGCUCUUGUUGAAAGUUUUGUGAAUAAAACGAGAUUUUACCAUACUAUAGAAAUUAUAUAUGGUUUUGUGAACAAAUCGUAAGGUUGUGUUAGUAACGUCUACAAUAUAUUACAAAUCGGUAUUUAUCGGUGUGUUGAAAUCUGCUGCAGUAAAUUCAACAAACCAUUCGACUUACGUCAAUAUAGUAACGUUGGAACAAAUCGAUUAUUUGCCAUUGUUGGAUCAAACAUUUGUGCAUAUGAGUUUUCAAUGAAAACUAUGUAAAUAAUUCCACUGUCGGUUGACCACAUAAGCACGCUCUCAACUCUGAAUGCGCUGUUAUUCAACCGCGAUGCACUAAAUUCUGCAACUGUUUGUGGCAACAGAGGUGCAUAAUACUGAAACUGAAUUAUUUAAGCCGUAAUUUUUAUCUACACUGUCUAGGAUUGUAUAUCUAUGUCAGAAAAUUUGCAUAGACAAAUUGGGUCAUACAACGUGAAUUAGGCAUGUAUGUUUUACUAAACAUACAUCAUGUUGAGUUUGUGUGGUGGGUCAAACCCCAUUCUCCUCAUGCAUCGACAAGGGCGAGGAGACAAUUGCCUCGGCAUAGGGGACAUUAAAACGACUAAAGACGAUGAUGAAUUCAUGGAAAAUGUUCGUUUUUUUGGCUCAUUUACAUUCAUCAAUUUUUGUUUUAUUUGAGAACUACGAACUUGCCUUGAAUUUUAUUAUUUUUUUCAUGUUUCACACUAUCUAUAUUUUUUAUACGUAAUACUUAUUUUAAUUGAGCUACGCUGGACGUAGUACUCUCGAAUAAAAGAUGUAACUAUCGUGAUAUUUAAACGUUCUUCGUUAUAAAUUAAAUCUUAAAUCUAAAUAGAUUUAUUAAUCAGCUCUCAUAAACUGUAGCUCAAUUUUCCUGAUGUAAAAAUUGAAUACAAAAAGCUGAUAAACUUUCCGACAAUUUCCCAGAGCUAGAAAAUAGACCUUAAUGUUAUGCCUUAAUUUAUCGAAAACUUUAAUAAUCUGGCAAUAAAAUUAGUGAUAAAGUUGAAAUGAUAAUUAAAAUUGUGCAAUAAAACUGUAUAUAUCUCGGUCUGUGAUGUGAACCACAUCAAGUUGAUAUAUCGUAUCGGCGGCUGCAAUCGAAAAUCCAUUUACAAAAUCCAAUAUUGAGUGACUGUUUCAAAAGAUGUGAUAUUAAUGAGGAUAUUAAUGUACAGUCGGUAGCGCAUCAAGCUAAUAAAACUCAUUGUAAAUAUGCAGCCCGAUCGCGUUUCAUGUAGGGUGUGAUGUGCAGUUGACUGCAUAUACGAUGACGAAGAGAUAAUGCUAAUGUUGUAUAAUUCAUGUGUAGACAGAAAGCAAUUAUUAGAAAAAAUAUGGAAAUAAAAUCGUUUUUUUCUGGAAAGUUUCAGAAAAUGAUACAUGUCUAUCCGUUAAAUAAAACGCACAAAUAUUACGAAGUUGUUAAGAGUACAUUAGUAAAAAAAUAUUAUUUAUGUUUGGUCAGACUUUUUCACGGACACUAAAUGAGACACAAAAGAAGUUUAACAAUUAUAAUGUCUGGUUGACCGUUUAGUGUCCAGCAAAAGGGUUGAUAGUUAUAUUCUUAUAAUGUAGCUUUCUGUCAGCACAUUCUAUGAUUUUUUUAAAAUAGUUGUAUGUUACAUCAUAUUUAUCCAUUAGUUUAGUUUGUAUUCAAGUAAAAUCUGUGAUAUAAGUUUUAAAUUUAGAAUGUAUAAUUAUGCUAUUGAGAAGUUGUAUUAAAGUCAAAAUCAAAUGUUAUGAUUGUGACAUUGUUUUGUAAAUUAGUCUGUUUAUAAAAUAAACAAUAUUUCAUUUUUACAA
This is a messenger RNA of Plodia interpunctella (Indianmeal moth), 3046 nucleotides long. It is a transcript of the gene fng, whose product is annotated as fringe. Gene Ontology annotation, biological process: regulation of Notch signaling pathway. Gene Ontology annotation, cellular component: membrane. Gene Ontology annotation, molecular function: O-fucosylpeptide 3-beta-N-acetylglucosaminyltransferase activity. The record is from RefSeq and is a predicted model, not a curated record. NCBI's taxonomy places the organism in Eukaryota, Metazoa, Arthropoda, Insecta, Lepidoptera, Pyralidae.